AUGGAUAGGACAAUGGCCAACCGCGUGCGAGGUUUUGCAAUGGCAUAUCAAAACAGAGGUGAUGGCAAAGAAAGUUUUAUUGCUAAUCUGGCUAGAUUGGAAUUCAAUAUCUGCAAAUACGCUAGGUCUCAGAACGCCGAUGACAAUAUUGUCGACCUCUCGGAGGACAUACAAUCUAUAAAGAUUUGGGCUGAGGAGCAAAACGCCCAUUCCCAGAAAAAUUCACGAAAUCAAAGAAUCACUAAUGUGGGAAAUGCGAUCGCAACCACCGUACGUUCUUUGGACAGCCUGAGCAGCGAAAAACCUUAUGAAGUCAUGAAAGGAUGCCUUAGCAUUACGACCUCUAUUGCUUUCGUUGCUGGAGGCCCAUAUGGUGCUGCAGUCGAGGCUGUAUCCCACGUGUUAGCCACGAUCUUGUCAAUUCAUGCCCCGAAAAGACCCAAUUUGGCGACAACCUUUGUGGAAAAGGUUUAUGCAGAAAUCUUGAAGCUUAAUCAGAAGCUUAAAAGCGAGAAAUUCAGCGGGUUGCAAGCGCGAGUACGAUUAAUGCUGAUAAAUCUGAGGAGUCUCGAGACACAAGGGGAUUUGCCAGACGAUAAAAUCCUUUAUGAGACUGACUUCCCCCAGUUUAUUGGCGAGGUCGCUCAUAACUUUUCACACGGUUUGAAUCCUGAUAGCAAAGACGAGGACGUUCACGACUGCCUCACCUCCAUGGUUGCAUAUUGUCACGCAGUGACGUCCUUUCUUGUGCUGCUGUCAAAUGUGCUGGUGACAUUUCAAGCAAUUGGUAACAACACUGAGUGCAUCGUCAGGCUGCUGAACGAUCAGAUCAGGGACGCGUUUGAGAAGCUCGAAUACUUGUCAUAUUUCAAGACGUACAGCUUGGCUAUGUCUCCAAACGAUAAAAGAAAAUUAUACCUAGCAUUUCGUUUGCGAAACAACCACAUUAUAUAUGAGAUCGUGGAGGAAUUCAGACUCAGGGCUUGGGGAUGA
Messenger RNA from Dendronephthya gigantea, 993 nucleotides. Its product is annotated as toxin CaTX-A-like. The coding region runs from base 1 to 993 and encodes 330 amino acids. The record is from RefSeq and is a predicted model, not a curated record. Lineage: Eukaryota; Metazoa; Cnidaria; Anthozoa; Malacalcyonacea; Nephtheidae. The transcript has a single exon.